Messenger RNA from Cajanus cajan (pigeon pea), 1117 nucleotides. NCBI's taxonomy places the organism in Eukaryota, Viridiplantae, Streptophyta, Magnoliopsida, Fabales, Fabaceae. The record is from RefSeq and is a predicted model, not a curated record.
CUUGUGGACGGAAAUUUUUGUGGCUCUGUGCUUGGGGUCCGAGUCUCAUCUACAGUGACAACAUUGAACUUCUUCCACAGUUUCCAGUUUCCAGUUUCCACCACCACUUCUACGUUAGGGUUCGUCUUCAUUUCGAUUUGAAGAGUUGAACUACACCAUGGCAACUCUGCAAUCCUUGCGACCUUCUUUCCGCCCAACAUCAAUCUCUCCCUCAAAUUCUCACACUUUCCCUGCCACUCCCUUUAAUUAUUCCCCCAAAUUGAUUGCCUCAAAGGGUGUCACUGUCACCCUAAGACACUCUAUCAUUUCUCCUAGGGUUUCCAAUUCCCACUAUAGUCCCCAAAUCGCGGAAAGUCUCGGUGAAGUUAGCAUUUUCACCGCUGCCGGAGAGCCAGUGAGAUUCAGUGAUCUCUGGGAUCAGAAUGAGGGAAUAGCAGUGGUGGCACUAUUGAGGCACUUUGGAUGCAUUUGCUGCUGGGAGUUAGCUUCAGCCUUGAAAGAAUCCAAAGCAAGGUUUGAUUCAGCUGGUGUCAAGCUAAUUGCAGUGGGUGUUGGUAGUCCCAAUAAAGCUCGUAUGCUUGCUGAAAGAUUACCAUUUCCAAUGGAUUGCCUUUAUGCUGAUCCUGACCGCAAGGCAUAUAAUGUUUUGGACCUAUACUUUGGUCUUGGCCGAACUUUCUUCAACCCAGCCAGUGCUAAGGUGUUUUCGAGAUUUGAUGCUCUGCAGAAAGCUGCCACUAACUAUACAAUUCAAGCCACCCCAGAUGAUAUAAGUGGUGUUUUGCAGCAGGGAGGGAUGUUUGUGUUCAGAGGAAAGCAGCUACUGUAUGCGAGGAAAGACGAAGGUACAGGUGACCAUGCUCCCUUAGAUGAUGUUUUUGAUGUCUGCUGCAAAGCUCCUGUUGCCUAAUGCUGUAUUUUAUAAAAGUUUAAAUUUGCUUAACAUUAUGAAUGAUGAGUUUAGGAAGAUUUGUGUUUUUAUUCUAGAUUUCUGUGAAUCAUAUCAGUGACAACAUGUUGUAAGAUGUGAAUAUGAUUAAAAAUCACAUACAAAUGUUAUAAAGUCUCUAUAUAGUUCACUGAACUCAAUUUUAUAGAAACAAAACUUGAUUAGAAA